Messenger RNA from Scleropages formosus (Asian bonytongue), 3650 nucleotides. RefSeq names its product phagosome assembly factor 1 (gene phaf1). The record is from RefSeq and is a predicted model, not a curated record. Gene Ontology annotation, biological process: Golgi to plasma membrane protein transport. The transcript is spliced from 16 exons. Gene Ontology annotation, cellular component: trans-Golgi network; dendrite; synaptic vesicle membrane. Bases 980 to 2257 code for a protein of 425 amino acids. NCBI's taxonomy places the organism in Eukaryota, Metazoa, Chordata, Actinopteri, Osteoglossiformes, Osteoglossidae.
GAAGUGGAAAUAUCAGCUGAUUGUGUUUUUAAUGGAACUCGCCACUGUUGCUGGGUUGUGUUUACCGUCUUUAUUUUUACAACACGACCAGCGUAUAAACAAACAAGGACAUCCGUGGGAACUGACCACAGCAGACUAUUGUAACCUCUGAAACAGUAAACGUUUAUUUAUACAGGUUCCUCCGUAAUUAAAUAUAAGUUGGCCAGCUAGCUAACUCACGAACGUCAGAGAACGUCGGAAAAAGAAAGAAAAAACAGCAGGACCGUCAGCAGAAAAAAAAGACUGAAAAAGAUAAAACAGCCGUGUUUCCACAGUGCCAGUGGAAGGAAAUUUUGGCAAUUCUUGAAGAAGAGCAGCGACUAAAAUGACGAUAAUUUAGUGAAGUUAAUGUUAAAACGGGUGUACUAAACUAACCUCUGCUUACUGCCAGCAGUGAGUACGACAACAACGACAUCUUUCACAACCAAAGUUUAAACUGCCUGUAACUAGCAGCGGAGCGAGUUGGAGCGAGACAGGUACACAGACACAGGCAGAGCGAGCGAGCGAGCGCAGCUUCGGAGCUCAUAACUAACUGGCACAGCGGAGGGAUCAUGAACAAUAAAGUGGCUCCUCUUUGAUCGCCUGGAGUUUGGAUGCUCCCGUCCGACAUUGCUGGCACUGGCAGCUCUUGUGUUCUUGUGUAUUAUAUAUAUUCGUGUCGUGUCGCCUCGCCUCCGUUGCUCAUGUUGGAGCUGGCUGGCCUGCUCCCUUUCGAGUCGGACAGUAGUAAGAGUAGCAGCGGACAGCGUUGAGGUGUUUCGCGUCGCCGACUCGACUCUCCUCUUGCCCUGUUAAUGCCGGCGGUGUGUGUCUUUCACCGUAAGGACUCCGAAGUGUAAUCGCGGGCGCACGUAACACAGUGCCAGUAUUUUCGCUAAAGAAACCCCGAGUUGUGGCCGCCGAGGGCCGGGCCGAAGCGAACCUCUGCUCCCCCUCGCCAAUGCUGGACCUGGAGGUCGUUCCUGAGAGGUCCUUGGGGAACGAGCUAUGGGAAUUCGCACUUGGGAUGCCAUUGGCCCAAGCCAUCUCCAUUUUACAGAAACACUGCCGCAUCAUCAAGAAUGUACAGGUCCUCUAUAGUGAACAAACACCCCUCAGCCAUGACCUCAUUCUCAACUUGACUCAGGAUGGAAUUAAACUGCUGUUUGACGCUUGCAAUCAGAGACUGAAGGUAAUUGAAGUUUAUGAUAUGAGCAAGGUGAAACUCAAAUACUGUGGAGUACAUUUCAACUCUCAGGCUAUUGCACCCACCAUAGAGCAGAUCGACCAGUCUUUUGGAGCUACACAUCCAGGAGUUUACAAUGCAGCUGAGCAGCUAUUCCACCUGAAUUUCCGAGGGCUCUCCUUUUCCUUCCAACUGGAUUCCUGGAGUGAAGCUCCUAAGUAUGAGCCUAACUUUGCCCAUGGCUUGGCCUCCCUGCAGAUUCCCCAUGGAGCUACAGUGAAACGCAUGUACAUCUACACCGGAAACAGCCUUCAGGAUACCAAGGCUCCAGCAAUGCCUGUGGCAUGUUUCUUUGGCAACGUGUAUGCAGAAUCUGUUGAUGUGCUACGGGAUGGGGCAGGUCCUCUAGGCUUGAGACUCCGCUUACUCACAGCAGGAUGUGGCCUGGGGGUGAUGGCAGAUGCCAAGGUUCGCACACUUGAGAGCAGCAUUUACUUUGGAGACUCGUGUCAAGAUGUCCUCAGUGCUCUUGGCUCACCCCAUAAAGUCUUUUAUAAGUCAGAGGACAAGAUGAAGAUUCACUCCCCAUCCCCUCAUAAGCAGGUUCCCUCAAAAUGCAAUGACUACUUCUUCAACUACUUCACUUUAGGAGUGGAUAUACUCUUUGAUGCCACUACACACCUAGUGAAGAAGUUUGUUCUGCACACCAAUUAUCCGGGUCAUUACAAUUUCAACAUAUAUCAUCGGUGCGAUUUCAAAAUCCCACUUUUCAUUAAGACAGAAGGUGCUGAAGCCCAGUGUGAGGAUUGUACCCUGACCACUUACAGCAAGUGGGAUCAUAUUCAGGAGCUACUGGGACAUCCCAUGGAGAAGCCUGUUGUGCUUCACAGGUCGUCAUCCGCAAACAACACAAAUCCCUUCGGUUCUACUUUCUGCUUUGGACUGCAGAGAAUGAUUUUUGAGGUGAUGCAGAACAACCACAUUGCUUCCGUGACCCUGUAUGGAAGCCCCCGGCCCAACAGCCAAUCCCGAGGUGGGGCCCUUAGCCAGUGAGCCGCCCCAAACUGUGUUGACCGUCCUACCCUGCUUCUCCAUUCUGAACACCACCCAGUGCUAGAGCAGCACCCCAGACUACAGUAAAGUACAGUGUGCCUUGGCCUUUUGCCAUUGUUAUGCCAGGGACACAUACCGCAGGUCUCUGCAUUCCAGUUCCAGGCUCUCCAGCAGGGGCUGUUAAAAGCCUUAAGGCAACCUUUGAAUCCUACAACUCUCACCACCCCAGAAAGUCCGGCCUGCUGCUCCCUCAACCGUCCACUUUCUUGAGCUCCUAACCUGCCAGUUAGCAUCUCUGUUACCUGUACACUACUUCAAAAGCUCAUGGCUGAGGGGAUUCUCACACACACACACACACACACACACACACACACACACACACACACACACACACACACACACACACAAUAGUGUUGUAAUGUCAUAGGGCACACGUAAUUGCUCCUGUCACUUCACACAGCAGAAACUGAAACAGUCAUAGAAAGACAUGCAUUUGACAUAUUCUGACCACCCCAUGGUCACGUCUUCAAGACAUUCUCAUACAUGUUAUACCAUAAACUGUGCCCUUGAAGGAGAUGGUCUUUCCAUUAGGGAGAGGUUAGGUCUUAGGUGUGUAUGUUGUGUGCACAUUGCAAUGCAAGCAGACUCACCACACACUUACUUGCAAAUGCAGUGAUACAUGCUUGCACAACUUAAAAUGUUCUUAGGCGCAGAAGUUCAACUCAUUUUGGAGGAUGGUGAAUGAGUAUAAGCACAAAUUUGCCUGUUGUUUUGCCUGGUGUUGACAGAGGUUCGAGAUGUGUUUAGCUUGGCCUCAAUGCACACAUUUGCAUUGCUAUAUGUGCACACAGGUGCCAUCUCCUAUGGCUGUGUCUGCAGAGCACAUUCUCACCUGCCACCUUGCGUUAUGGGAGGCAUAGCAAUCACAAAUCAUAUUUUUCCUUUUUGUUCAGUUUUUAUUAUUAUUAUCAUUAUUAUUAAAUGAACAGGAAUGAAAAACAUUGGUUUUAACUUUUGCACUAAAAUGUACACUUUAUUUACUUGACAACUGUCAUUUCCACUAUGGAACUUUUGUUUCUAGGAAUGGCUUUUAACGGUUCUCGUAGAAUAAUUGCUCUGAAGCCCCUGAAAGGAAAAUAACAGGUCCACCCCAAUCCUCCUCCUGUCCCUCUGAACUACUUACCAGACUCAUUCUUCUUCUCUGCUAUAUGAAUAUGUUUUUGACCCUUUCAGCUUCUUUUCUUGAUGCCAAAAUAUUAGCCAAAGAAUAAUCCAUUGUCCAAUUUAUCAUAGAAAACUAAUUUUUUUUUAAAUCAAAUAAGUUAACAUUCCCAGAUGUCAUUUAAGUCCUUGCAAACCUUAAAACUCCCACAAAUAGUUAUUUCUAUAUUUU